Arachis duranensis is the source of this 828-nucleotide messenger RNA. Its product is annotated as autophagy-related protein 8i. The transcript is spliced from 5 exons. The record is from RefSeq and is a predicted model, not a curated record. NCBI's taxonomy places the organism in Eukaryota, Viridiplantae, Streptophyta, Magnoliopsida, Fabales, Fabaceae. Gene Ontology annotation, biological process: cellular response to nitrogen starvation. Bases 152 to 523 code for a protein of 123 amino acids.
UGCCAGAAAAUUUGACGGUGGACGCAACAGCGUAGAAUAACCGAUUUCUUAUAACGAUAUCCAAUUUCCCUUCUUCAUUUCUCUCUUUUCUUCUCUAAUCUUUCCAAUCUGCAUUUCAAUUUCAUUUCCGCAUUCUGAAACUUUGAUUCUGAUGGGCAAAUCCAAAUCCAAGAAGCUUAAGCUUUUCAAGGAAGAGUUUACGUUCGAUGAACGGAAAAAGGAAUCUACAAGCAUCAUAGUCAAAUAUCCAGAUCGAGUUCCUGUCAUCAUUGAGAAAUAUGCGAGGGCAGAUAUCCCUACAUUGGACAAGAAAAAAUAUUUGGUUCCAAGGGACAUGUCUGUUGGGCAGUUCAUUCAUAUUUUGAGUGGCAGGCUACGGAUGAAGCCCGGGAAAGCUCUGUUUAUAUUUGUGAAGAACACAUUACCUCAGACUACGAGUCUUUUGAGCAACAUCUAUGACACUUACAAGGAUGAUGACGGCUUUCUGUACAUGUGUUACAGCAGUGAAAAAACAUUUGGCUAACUUUGCUGUGCUUGCUAAUGCUUGUAUCUAUCUGCACAUUGUGAAUUCUCCUCAUUGUUUGGAAUCCACUCCAGUAAAUAAUUCACUUGUCUGAUUUGGUAGUAGAAACUCUUGUGUAAAAUGUAAAUAAUGACUAAUUGUACUUCAAAUGGAAAGUACAAUUGAUAGAUCAUAAAGAAAACCAUUUCUUCACCAUUGUAGACACCUGUUCUCAUUUGUAAUGUACAUUAUUACAUUAUAUUUAUACAAGCGACAAUGCUUUAUGAACAUACCGAAAAGGUAUGUCCAAGCAUGUGAAUUUCAUA